AUGACUCAUGCAAGAGCGAAUGGUAGAGCCAGCAGGCCUUGUCUCUCGGAGGUCACGUGUGAGCCCUGUCAACGAUCAAAAGUUCAGCGCCAUACUAAAGCUACAUUAGGAACAUUUAGCUUGCCCGAUUCUCGUUUUCAACAAAUACAUAUCGACAUUGUUGGUCCUUUACCUCCAUCCAAUGGUUUUCUUUUGGGAAUCCGCACUGCGGUCAAAGAAGACAUCAAAGCUUCUUGUGCUGAACUGGUGUACGGAACAACUCUACAACUUCCCAGUGAUAUGAUAGAAACAUCCAUCAUUCCACCUUGUGAUAACAUAUUUGCCGAUCACCUUCGAAAUACGAUGCGUGAAUUGAAUCCUGUAGCGACAUCUGCACAUGGUGAAACAAAGUUUUAUGUAAAACCAUCUUUAAAAACUUGCUCGCAUGUAUUUUUAAGGACUGACAGUGUGAAACCUCCUUUGUGCCAACCCUACACAGGUCCUCACAAAUACUCGCAAUACCAGAAAAAAGGAGCACACGAUGUGCUGAAAGUUACAGUUUGCAAGAGAAUCAAUAGAUCUGUUGGAGUUGAUCGCCAAACAGUUCUUUGA
Molecule: messenger RNA, 591 nt
Organism: Argiope bruennichi
Lineage: Eukaryota; Metazoa; Arthropoda; Arachnida; Araneae; Araneidae
Exons: 3
Coding region: 1-591 (196 amino acids)
Source: RefSeq, a predicted model, not a curated record